This is a messenger RNA of Penicillium malachiteum, 849 nucleotides long. Its product is annotated as putative thiol methyltransferase. The record is from RefSeq and is a predicted model, not a curated record. Gene Ontology annotation, molecular function: thiopurine S-methyltransferase activity. The coding region runs from base 1 to 849 and encodes 282 amino acids. The transcript is spliced from 2 exons. NCBI's taxonomy places the organism in Eukaryota, Fungi, Ascomycota, Eurotiomycetes, Eurotiales, Aspergillaceae.
AUGACCGUCCCUACCACCAUUCAACCCGAGGAUAUCCAGGCUCACCUUGCUCAAUUCAAGGAUAGCAAGUAUGUCGAUGGCUGGGCUUCUCUCUGGGAGAAAGGUGGCAAGCUCCCUUGGGAUGAGGGAUUCCCCAACCCUGCGUUGGAAGACACCUUGAAUCAACAGCGUGGUACCAUCGGUGGAGCCAUUGGUGAAGAUGCACAAGGUCAAUCAUACAGACGUAAAGUCCUGGUCCCUGGCUGCGGUAGAGGUGUGGACGUGCUUCUUCUGGCCAGUUUUGGAUUUGAUGCAUAUGGCCUGGAAUACAGCCCUGGUGCCAUUGAGGCGUGCAAAAAGGAGGAGACCGAGAAUCAUAGUUGGUACCGUGUUCGAGACCAAUCUGUUGGUAAGGGGAAAGUCACAUUUGUUCAAGGAGACUUCUUCGAUGAUGCGUGGCUGCAGACCAUUGGUGUGCCACUCAAUGGAUUUGACCUGAUCUACGACUAUACUUUCUUUUGUGCAUUGGAACCGGCGCUUCGCCCCAAGUGGGCACUUCGUCAUACUCAGCUCUUGGCUCCAUCCCCCAGGGGUAACUUGAUUUGUCUCGAGUAUCCUCGCCACAAGGAUCCCAAGGCUAAUGGACCUCCAUUUGCCGCGCCUUCGGAGGCAUAUGUGGAACAUUUAAGCCACCCCGGCGAGGACCUCCCAUACAAAAAUGGUCUCGUCAAGCAGGAUCCCCUUCGGGAGCCAAGCAAGUCGGGUCUUGAAAGAGUGGCCUACUGGCAGCCAGGGAGAACCCAUGUGAAGGGCCAGGGUGAGAACGGGGUUAUCCACGAUAGAGUUUCCAUUUGGCGUCGACGAAACUAG